Messenger RNA from Cladophialophora immunda, 2480 nucleotides. RefSeq lists its product as hypothetical. Bases 324 to 1421 code for a protein of 365 amino acids. Gene Ontology annotation, biological process: fatty acid metabolic process. The transcript has 2 exons. Gene Ontology annotation, molecular function: fatty-acyl-CoA binding. The record is from RefSeq and is a predicted model, not a curated record. NCBI's taxonomy places the organism in Eukaryota, Fungi, Ascomycota, Eurotiomycetes, Chaetothyriales, Herpotrichiellaceae.
GCCAAUUGCCAGUCAAUGCGAUCGUGUCCAUGUCAACCUUCGGCAGUCGCCCAGCUAUACCACCGGCCUUGUUAUAAUACUUUUUCGGCUUACUUUCAGAGUCCAUACCCAGCCAGUUGACUCUCAUUGACACUUAAUUCUAUCAUCUCAUCCUCUUUAGAUUCGCCUCAGCCCUCUCACGCGACUGCUUGAUUGCCCGCUCUCUCCGCACAGCAUCUUCGGCACGGGGCAUUUCGAAUGAUAUCCUCCAUUUGACAUUGAAUCAACCAUCUUCGCCGCCGGUAUAUUAGAGAGGCAAGCAGGCCUCGGGCGCAGUUGGCGCCAUGUCGGACUCCGUGGACCGCGUCUUUGUCCAUGCCUUAGCCACAGUCCGUCGACUCCCUCGAACGGGCUCCUCACGACCACCUCCCUCCGCCCGCUUACGUCUCUAUGGGCUCUAUAAGCAGUCCAUGGAAGGCGACGUUGAAUCGAUCCUCCCGCGUCCGACUCUGCCCUCUGUUUCUCCAGAUCCGAACAACUCCAAGUCGAACAACGUCCACAGAUACGCAUCUCGAGACCUACGAGUACGAGAAGCCGAGGCGGAAAUUGAGAAAUGGGAUGCCUGGCAUGCUUGUGCCGGCAUGUCCCGCACCGAAGCCAAACGACGGUACAUCAGUACACUGAUAGAGACCAUGAAGGAAUAUGCUUCGGGUACGCAGGAGUCUCGUGAGCUGGUGUCAGAAUUGGAAUUCGUUUGGAACCAGAUCAAAAGUCAAAGUGGGAGCUCAGAGGAUGAGGAUGCAGAGUCGCCUACUAGACGGCUGGAGCGGGCAGGCCUGAGGCAGACAACGAGCUUUGGAAGUCUACCUCCCGGUCAAAGCACACGAGGAGAAGGCGAAAGCUUGAGCAGAUUAAACUCCGACCCCAAUCGGUUGCGAGUACUGUCGCCAGUGUCACAGCGAGGCAGCGAUGAUAUUGUGGAGAGUGAGGAGGUGGACCCAGUAACCCACGCGGUCAUCGGCCCGUUGUCUUCUUCACGACGAGCUCCUUCUGAUCCCGACUGGCGAAGUCGCAUUGAAUCUCACCUGAGGCAUCUCUCGACCGAGGUUGCUGCACUACGAGAGCAACUAUCCGCAAACCACUUGCUAUCAUCUUCCUCGUUCUCCCCCGAGCUGACCUCUAGGCGGAGAAGGAUAUUCUAUCGGAUAUCAACGUGGGUUAAAUGGCUGGCCUGGGCACUCGUGCGGCAGAUCCUGGUCGAUGCGAGCUUGGUGUUUCUCUUCGUCAUAUGGGCGAGAUGGAAGGGUUACAAAGAUCGCCGGGUGGAAGACUGGGUCAGACGGCGCUGGAAGGAUGUUACAACAGUGCUUACUGAUAUGAAUGGAUGGUUGAGUGGCUUGGUCUCGGCGGUACGGAUUCCCGGGGUGCGGAACGUUUCCUGAACCGCAUCUGGAGCGAUGCAAAGCAGCAUUUCUGACUGCUUUCUGCCAGGAAACCCUUCGGACUUUUGGCGGCUUCUUCCUGGCGCGCUAUAAGGCAGAUAUGGCCGACCAAUUUGGCGCGGGCGCUGUGCUGAGGGAUGAGGCCUGAGCACAGAACGCACGCGCUAGAGCUCCAAACGAUGCCCACCCAUUGACAGAUCGACCCGAGCUUGGAUAUUCUGACUGUUGGGUGGCAGCCGCAGAUUCACGCGGAUGCCGCCCAACUCUUCAAAUGGCGUUGCUGACAUCUUCAACGCAGCGGGUUGAACAUUUGCAAGUUGUCCGAAGGACGAGAUCUACGACUUGGACAACUCUUGAACUAUGUGUGCAGGGAGCAUACGAACAUGCAGUAAUAGGCGCUCAAGAAUUUACGACCCGAAAAGGGAGGUCCGGAUGUACUUGACGUGAACGACUAUCAUGGCACGUAUUUACCAAAGUACUACGGGGAAAAAGCAGGUUACUAGAGGCUAGAGCCACGGCAAAAAAAGGGAGAGCUCGAACAAUGAUCCAGACAAAGAGGACUUUGUAUUUUGUUUCAUCUGUCUUGCCUGCUUCCAGCCUUCCAUCUAUGUGAUAGGUUCUACACCGCGAAUUUGAAGCCGCCUUUGAGCAGUCCCUUCAUCUCGCGCGGCGGGUCGUACAAGUCCCUGACCUUCCUCACCUCUUCUAGCAUUGCACCCUUCUUCCUCUUUUGCGUCCUGAGAAGAACCUAGACAUCCCGCCCUGCGCUGUGGUUGAUGGAGCGGAACGGAUGCAGAGCGCCUUCUUCCUCUCCUCUCCUCUGAGAGGGCGUGUAGCACCGGUGGGAGGUUGUCGAUGGAGUAUCGCGGGAGAGCAACACGCAGGGGCCCUGGGAGUGGGAUGGUCCUCGAACGGAAUCUCAUUGUAAUGCCGAGUUGUUGCUGCCCACUGGAGGACGGAGAAGAGGUUGGAGGGGCUUGGCCUUAGUACAUUGGUCCAUUGGGUUAAGAAGAAUGUGUAUCGACCUCAUCGCCGUUCUUGACUUCUUACCAUCAUUCA